Messenger RNA from Capsicum annuum, 637 nucleotides. RefSeq lists its product as uncharacterized. The coding region runs from base 163 to 531 and encodes 122 amino acids. The transcript has a single exon. The record is from RefSeq and is a predicted model, not a curated record. Lineage: Eukaryota; Viridiplantae; Streptophyta; Magnoliopsida; Solanales; Solanaceae.
GUAUAUAAACUAUAGAUGUAUCAUGUAAAUCACAAAUCUUCACUUCUUUUCAUUACACAAACAUAUUAAUGAAAAAAUAGCAUAUCUACAAGUACUUCAUUUUUCUUUAUUACAAUCGUAGUGUUGAGAUCAGUUUACGAUAUCUCAGCUAAUUUCACAGAGAUGGGGAAUUGUUGUCUUACUCGUGGAUCGAACAUGGUAUGUGCAGGAGAUGAAGAUGAGUGGGAAUAUGUUGCAGCAUCAAAAAAUAAUUACGUUGCGGAAAAAGAAAAAUUAUUUUCAUCUUCUACUUCAUCAUCAUCAUCUUUUUCUUCUUCUGAGACGAUUAAUUAUAGAGAGGUGAAAAUACGAAUUACGAAGAAGGAUUUGGAGAAAAUUCUAGCUGGAAAAAUUGACAAUAUAGAUCAAGUGACAAUGGAUCAACUAUUAUCAAGAUUUUUGAAUUCUAGCAAAAAUAACUUCGAUUUUGAGAAUAUUCAACGUCAACAAUCUUGGAGGCCUCGUCUUCAGAGCAUUCCUGAAGUUAAUUAAUAGCAGAGACGAAUCUAAAAUUUCAUAAUCAAUAUAUGUAUUCAAAAUGAGUCGAUUAGAUGUACACAACGAACAUAAUAUAUUUUAUAGUACAUGUAUUUAUAAA